AAUAAAUCCAACCAAUGACGACUCCCAACUUGCACGAUCUACACAAUAUUCUCUUUCUUCCACUUUUUUUACUCCUUUUUUAUUUUAUGCUUUUUCUGGCUUACCUUUUUUUUCCUCAGGUUACUAAAAGAAGAAAGAGAUGAGAAGAAGAAUGGUGAGAGGAAAGACUCAGAUGAAGAGGAUAGAAAAUGAUUCAAGCAGACAAGUAACUUUCUCAAAGAGAAGAAAUGGAUUGUUGAAGAAAGCUUUUGAACUUUCUGUUCUUUGUGAUGCUGAAGUUGCACUCAUCAUUUUCUCUCCUACUGGCAAACUCUAUGAAUUUGCUAGCUCAAGUGCAACAAGGACAAUAGAUAGAUACCAAAAGCAUAUGAAGGAUUUGCGGGGUGUGAAGAGCAAAGUUGUAGAAAGAAAUGUUCUGCAGUACAGGGAAGAUGCUAAUGAACUCGAGAAGAGGAUUAAAAACCUUGAACUUUCAAAAAGGAAAUUAUUGGGGGAUGGUCUAGAUGGGUGUUCUAUUGAUGAGCUUCAAGAGCUAGAAAAACAGCUCGAUAAGAGUCUUUCCAACAUAAGAGCUAGAAAGAAUGCGUUGUAUAGAGAGCAGUUGGAUAAGUUGUAUGACCAGGAGAAGCUCUUACUCAAAGAAAAUGCUCGGCUAAAAGAGAAGCUUGAAAUGUGUUCGGCAGCUCUACUAGUCAGUCCGGCAUCACUAAUUGAUCAGCAGAAGGGCGUGCAAGACGUGGAAACAGAACUAUUUAUAGGACUACCGGAAAGCAGAAACAGUCAAUUCAACUAAUUAACUCGGAACAAGAAAAACAUAUUAAAUCUUACUCCAUAGUUAACAUCAUUUCAUUUGCAUCUCUGAGUUUGGUUGGUAAAUAAUGUAUCCCCUGAUCAGAUCAACAAGUGUGCUACAAAGAGUCAUAUGAUUUGUAUUUUGGUCUCUUAUAUAUGAUUAUGAUAUGAUAAUUAAUGACAA
This is a messenger RNA of Amaranthus tricolor (Joseph's coat), 976 nucleotides long. RefSeq names its product agamous-like MADS-box protein AGL19. The transcript is spliced from 8 exons. Gene Ontology annotation, molecular function: protein dimerization activity; RNA polymerase II cis-regulatory region sequence-specific DNA binding; DNA-binding transcription factor activity, RNA polymerase II-specific. Gene Ontology annotation, cellular component: nucleus. The record is from RefSeq and is a predicted model, not a curated record. Gene Ontology annotation, biological process: positive regulation of transcription by RNA polymerase II. Bases 140 to 793 code for a protein of 217 amino acids. Lineage: Eukaryota; Viridiplantae; Streptophyta; Magnoliopsida; Caryophyllales; Amaranthaceae.